This is a messenger RNA of Pecten maximus, 1081 nucleotides long. RefSeq lists its product as uncharacterized. The record is from RefSeq and is a predicted model, not a curated record. The coding region runs from base 87 to 785 and encodes 232 amino acids. Lineage: Eukaryota; Metazoa; Mollusca; Bivalvia; Pectinida; Pectinidae. The transcript has 5 exons.
CAGCCACUAGACACAUCUGCUUCAUGUCCACGGCUUGAAACACGGUCGUGAGAGACAGGUGUGAAAUCAGUGUCUGUGCAUCCAGGAUGUGGGGAAAGGUGGUGCAACUGGUCACUCUAGCAUGGAUGGGCCUCGAGUUCACGGCAAGCUAUCAGAUGUAUCCCAACACUCCAGCACAAGUGCCAUACUACGGCAAUGAAAUAUACAACCAAAACCCAACACAGAGCCAACAACUGACACCUAGACUGGUACAAUCACAGAGUUUUAGUGCCAAUUACAACCCAAAACGUACGUACUCUCAAAGACCUGGACAGAGACCGGCAAACCGACAGGUUGGGACGCAUCAAUCCCCAACGAACACAAACGUCCCUAAAAGGAAGAACAGAACGAAAAAAACUAAAGCAUCCAGCCGUCAAAGCUAUUAUGAUACAAUGAUGGCUAGACGAAGAGUAGCAGCCAUGCACUACCGGUUCCGGGCUCAAACCUGUGACCCCCAGAUGUCGCUGUACUGCCGUUGUUCCCGAAUGGACUGUCAGGAAACUGAAUUACAGGUGUUCCCAUGUGGCUUUAUGUGGUCGGGUAGGAGGUGCUGCAAACGCUGGUGGGUCAUGAAGUGCAUGAUGUCAGAGAUGAUGUCAGGUUCAAGACAUGGUGUUGAUAGACAAGACGGUCAAGGUCAACAUCAAGGUCAACAUCAACGUCAACAUCAACGUCAGCGUGGAGGUCGCAUGUCAUUACAGGCAGCCAUGAUGGCGCCCAUGUUGAUGGAAGUUUUCGAAAUGUGAUGGCCUUUCGAAGACCUGUUCAUCCUUGGUAAUAUAUACCCACACGGCCCUACUGCUCGAAAUAAGGUAACGGAAUUUCUGGGAUAGCCAUCAAUUCAAAUCGGAUACCAGAAGUUGACACCUAAAAACCACGAAAAAGAAGAUGGCACAUACAGAUACAAUAAACAUACCGGAACUAACAGUGAUUGACAUUUCUGUGGAACUGUUGAAACAAUGCAUUUGUAAUGGUCUUAAUUACAUAGAUAAGAAUAUCCCUGUAACCCUGGUUACUGUUACUCUCUAAGUUAAUUAUCUUU